Medicago truncatula (barrel medic) is the source of this 3854-nucleotide messenger RNA. Its product is annotated as transcription factor LHW. Gene Ontology annotation, biological process: regulation of DNA-templated transcription. The transcript is spliced from 10 exons. The record is from RefSeq and is a predicted model, not a curated record. The coding region runs from base 742 to 3387 and encodes 881 amino acids. NCBI's taxonomy places the organism in Eukaryota, Viridiplantae, Streptophyta, Magnoliopsida, Fabales, Fabaceae. Gene Ontology annotation, molecular function: DNA-binding transcription factor activity; protein dimerization activity.
CCAACUCCCAACCCCACUCACUCACUCUCUCUCUGUAAUAACGUUCUAUGAUUCACCAAACAUAGCAAAACAAAACAAAACAAAACAAAACACAAUUCUCUUUCUUUCUGACUCCCGACACUGUUUCAUAACCCGAAAAGCAACCUCUGCAAACCCUUCCUCUUUCUCUAACCACACACAACACAAUAACACAAACAUCUCUCUCUUUCUCUCUCUUAACAGUUCCACUUCCACACACUCACAAGAAGCUGAAACAAAACCUGUUUUUUUAAGCAACACUAACACAUAACCCCUCUCAAGUACUCAACACUUCACACAAACCCAUCAAGCUCCAUUUCAUUCUUAAACAUUCAUCUCUCCAAAGUUCUUAUCUUUUUCAAAUGGAAAACAUCACAACUCUCCACAAACUUGAAUCUCGUGGCAUAGUGUAGAAAAAAACACUCUCUCUCUCUCUGAAAAUAUACUUUACUUUCUCUCUCUAGAACUAGUUCAGCUGGAAAUGGCAUGCUGGAAACUGAACUUGGAUCCAAAAACAAGUGGAGGAUUGAGAACACAACAAGCUGGAAGAGCGUCAUGCCGUGGUAGUUAGGAUUUGAAACCCUCCACAAAAAAAACUUGCUUGAAAAUGCAUGCUCAACAACUUUGACUCUGACCCUUUUUGUAUUUUUCUGUUCUUGAGUACUAUUGUUUCAUCCAUUUUCUGAGAAAAAAGAAUUAAGAGUGGUUUUGAGAAUUUCCAAGAUGGGUUUUUUGUUGAAAGAAGCCUUGAAGACUCUCUGUGGUAGGAAUAAUCAAUGGUCUUAUGCUGUGUUUUGGAAGAUUGGUUGCAACAAUUCUAAGCUAUUAAUUUGGGAAGAAUGCUAUUAUGAACCCGUUUCGUGUCCUUCCCCUCAUGGCAUUGAUGGGAUGUCGAAUUUUCCGAAUCCAAACGGGGAAGGGAGUUGGUUUUCAUCUGAGUUUCAAUCGCCUCAUCUAGGAAUUCAAGAGGAGGAUAAAGUCUCUUCUUUGGUUAACAAAAUGACAGUAAAUAAUCUAGUCAUUGUUGCAGGUGAAGGUAUAAUCGGACGCUCGGCAUUUACCAACAGUCAUGAGUGGAUUCUCUUGAACGAUUUCGCUAAAAAUGCAUAUCCACCUGAGGUAUAUGCUGAAAUGCAUGACCAAUUUUCAGCUGGAAUGCAGACAGUAGCAGUUAUUCCUGUGCUUCCUCAUGGAGUUGUUCAAAUUGGUUCUUUCUUGCCUAUAAUGGAGAAUAUGGGAUUUGUGCAUGAAGUAAAGAGCCUGAUCUUGCAGCUCGGGUGUAUUCCCAAUGCCCUUCUAUCUGAAGACUAUUCUGCCAAACUUUCAAACGAACGACUUGAUGGACCUUCUACUUCUGGUGUGCCUUCGUCUGUUGAUUCAUCUGUCAUGACCUCGAAUUCCGCUCCUUCAGUAGUCAAUGGCUCUAAUCACCACCACCAGAGUUAUUCAUCUCAUGCCAUGAAGCCUAAUGUUCAAACACUCCAUCCUUUAAGCGGAGAAAUUUGUAAUUUUCAGGGUAGAGUUGUGGAGGCUAAAGUAAUACCCUCAAAUUUUGGUUCAAACCUGCAAAAGCAUUCAGUUCCUUAUAAUGCAAGAUCUGAAUUCAACAACUUUGCCGGUUCUGCGCCGUUUGGUCAAUCCGGUCAAAGGGAUUGUAGUCUAAAAUAUAUGGAACAGCAAAAUUUAUCUGUAGUUGGGAGUUGUGAUCAUGUUAACCCUUGUGUUAAUGUUUCAAGUUCCUUAAACAUUUCUCAACAGAAAACAGACAGAAGCCUUAACUUCGGCCACAAUCUGAGUUCUAGCAGUACUUCAUUACUUAGAGGAAUCCCGGUACAUGGUGGAAUGAAUAGUCUUUUGAGGGAAAAUCUGAUUACUAGCUCAAAAUCACCGAAAGUAUCUGCAGCUAAUUUAUCCGGAGCACAAGUUGGGAAUGAACUUCAAAAUAAAGAUUCAACCUUUAAGUUUGCUUCAACAAAUCAAAAGAUAAACUAUGACAUCCUUCAGGCUCAUAGCAUCCCCUCUUUUAAUCCCGAGGAGUAUGUGCCGAAUAGUGGUCAUAUCCCAGGUUUUGUCCGUGAUUGCUUUCAAAAUGAUGGUACCAUUCAAUCUAUGAUGACAGCGAAUCCUAAACAUGAAGAAGCUUGUGCUCAACAACCUCCAUCAGGUGGUGAUGACCUGUUUGAUAUUUUAGGUGUGGAUUUUAAAAACAAACUUCUGAAAGGACACUGGAAUGAACUGUUUGCUGAUGAAUCAGAUGGCAAUGCAGAAAAUAAGCUUAAAAAGGAAUCAUGUCUGAACAGGGAGGGUACGGCUUCUGAUCAUUAUUACACGGUCAAUGAAUCGAUGUUGGACGGUGGCAUUUUUUCUGGGAUGUCAACAGACCACCUCUUGGAUGCGGUGGUCUCAACGGCCAAACCGACUUUGAAACAGAAUUCCGAUGACAUGUCUUGCAGAACAACAUUGACGGGGAAUAGUACCGCCUCUAUUCCCUCUCGUGUCUGUAAGCAGGUUAUGUCCGGUAAUUUCGAAGGGGGAUUGUUUGGUUUUUCGAAGAAUGGAGGUAAAAUGGGUGCUGUAGAAACUAGUUCUCUAAGGUCUGGUUGUAGCAAGGAUGAUGGUGGAAAAUGCUCUCAAACUACAACUGUAUGUGGUUCUCAACUUAGUUCAUGGUUGGAGAAUGGUGGCAAUGUGAGGCAUGAAAAUAGUGUUUCAACUGGAUACUCUAAGCGCCCGGAUGAAGCUUGCAAAUCUAAUCGCAAAAGGCUUAAACCAGGAGAGAAUCCCAGGCCUCGACCUAAAGAUCGCCAAAUGAUUCAAGAUCGUGUCAAAGAGUUACGAGAAAUUGUUCCAAAUGGAUCAAAAUGUAGCAUAGAUGCACUGCUGGAACGGACCAUUAAGCAUAUGCUUUUCUUGCAAAGUGUGACAAAGCAUGCUGACAAGCUGAAACAAAACGGGGAGUCUAAGAUUAUUAGUAAGGAAGGUGGGCUGGUUUUGAAAGACAACUUUGAGGGAGGGGCUACAUGGGCAUAUGAGGUUGGCUCCCAAUCAAUGGUUUGUCCUAUUAUAGUUGAAGAUUUGAAUACUCCUCGUCAGAUGCUAAUCGAGAUGCUUUGCGAGGAACGGGGUUUCUUUCUGGAAAUAGCUGACUUAAUAAGAGGAUUAGGCUUAACCAUCUUGAAGGGGGUAAUGGAAGCUCACAAUGACAAAAUAUGGGCACGUUUCAUUGUGGAGGCAAACAGGGACGUAACGAGGAUGGAAAUAUUUAUGUCACUCGUUCGUCUUCUGGAGCAAACGAUGAAGGGUAAUGCAUCUUCAUCCAAUGCAAUUGACACCAUGUUGCGUUAUAACUCUUUACCCCAGAAGGCCUAAUAGUAUGAAAUGGAUCACUUGUUGCAUGGUUUCUUCUGAAGUAUGGAUAUGUUGAGAGCAAGUCAAGUAAUGUUUUGCCAUGACCAACAUCAAAUCCAAUCCGAGAUUUCAGGCGGUCUUAACAUUGUCUAACUGUUUCUGUUUACGUCUCAUAUAUGAUUUUUUCAUAUAUGAAUCCAUUUUGAAGGGGAAUGAAUGCGUAGGUAGUGAAAAACAUCUCAAAGACUAAGAAUAUGUAUUGGUAUAUUGUAACCGAGUGUUUAUUUUUCUGGUGUUGGCCGACUUAUAAUGUAUGAUGUUGUUGGCGUAGUUAUCUUCUGAUGUAUUGCUCGACUCUCAGAUGACAUGCAUCGGAUUUUUUAGCGCAAUGGUGGCGUAGUUUUUCAGAAGUUGGUGUUGUGAUUUAUAUCAGAUGUAUAGAUAGAUAUUGAAGGGUAUGGAAAGUAAAGGUUCAUGUGUUUAUCUUA